Molecule: messenger RNA, 4180 nt
Organism: Solea senegalensis (Senegalese sole)
Lineage: Eukaryota; Metazoa; Chordata; Actinopteri; Pleuronectiformes; Soleidae
Gene: smc1b
Product: structural maintenance of chromosomes 1B
Exons: 25
Coding region: 33-3794 (1253 amino acids)
Biological process (GO): sister chromatid cohesion
Cellular component (GO): cohesin complex; nucleus; chromosome
Molecular function (GO): ATP hydrolysis activity; ATP binding; DNA binding
Source: RefSeq, a predicted model, not a curated record
AGCUCCAGUCUUCUGGAAAGAGUGAAUUCAAAAUGGGUUAUUUGAAACAACUUGACGUGGAAAACUUCAAGUCGUGGCGAGGGAAGCAAAUUAUCGGCCCUUUCAUGAAAUUUAAUUGCAUAAUUGGCACAAAUGGCUCAGGCAAGUCCAAUGUGAUGGAUGCCCUGAGCUUCGCCAUGGGGGAUCGGGCUGCCGUCCUCCGGGUAAAGCACCUCAGAGACUUAGUCCAUGGAGCCCACAUUGGGCAGCCUGUGUCUGACACCACCAGUGUUGCCUUACACUACUGUGAUGAUGAGGACCAGGAGACCGUCUUCAGACGGAGGAUCAGUGGUAAUUCCACUGAGUAUUGCAUCAAUGGUCGAACUGUUAGUCAUGCCAAAUAUAUAGAGGAGCUUCAAAAGAUUGGCAUUGUGACCAAAGCUCAAAACUGUCUGGUGUUCCAGGGGGCAGUGGAGUCCAUAGCGUUAAAGGAUCCAAAGGAGAGGACCAAGAUGUUUGAACUAAUCAGCCAGUCGAGUGAGUAUGCUGCUGAGUACGAGAAGAAGAAAAUGGCACUGGCAAAGGCCAGAGAAGACACCCAGUUCCACUUUAACAAGAAGAAAGCUGCCAAUGUGGAGAGGAAGCAGGUGUUCCAGGAGAAAAGGGAGGCUGAGAAGUUCCAGGCUCUGCUGGACGACCUUCACCAAAACCGCCUGAAGCUGAGCCUGACUGAGCUCUAUCAUAAUGAAAAGGCCAUUGGCAUUGUCAGUGACAACCUGGGGGAGAAACAGCAGGCUGCGACUGCUUUGAACAACAAGGUGAUGACCUUGGAGCAGACUUUAAAGACCCACAAGAAGGAACAUGGACGCCUAACUAGAGAGCAGCAACAAAUUGAGAAGGAAAUCCGUGCCCAGGAGCAUACCCUGUCACAGUUUAGGUCCCAGUACAUCAGCACCAAGAUGAACACCACUCAUCACAUGAAAAAGGCUGAGGAAUUGCGCAAGGCCCUGAAGAGCAAACAGAAUAUGCUAGCCAUGAAAAAGAAGGAGAUUGCAGGGAGUCGGCAGGAGAUUGAUGAACUGGAGAAGACCUGGAGGAGCUAUGAAAACCAGGUCCAACAGCAGGGAAUCUCCAGUGGGAGGGACAUUGAGCUAGGAGCAGAUCAGCUGGAGCGAUACAAGGAGCUAAAGGAGCUGGCCCGAAAGCAGGGGGCUGUCUUCAGGCAGCAGGCAGAGAAACUGAAUUGGGAGGUGAAAGCUGAUUAUGAAAAUGUGGCUUUUGUCCAGCGCAGAAAGAAGGAAGUGGAGCAUGGCAUCAGGAACAGCCAGAGUCAGCUGGAGGAUUUGACGAUUAGAGCAGAGAAACUGGAAGACUACAGCAAAACCUGCGAGGCAUCCCUUGAAGAGUAUUGUCAACUGGAGAAGAGUCUGACAGCUGAGCUGCAGAGAGUUCAGCAGCGCUGUCAGGAGGUGAACCAGGAGCUGGGUCAGGUACUGGAGGAGCUGGGGAAUGCUCGUCUGGACAAUCAGGAGAGCAGACGCCAGCUGCAGCGCAAAGAGCUACUUAAGAAGCUCCAAAGACUUUACCCUGAAUCUGUGUACGGUCGACUCUCUGACUUGUGUAGUCCCAUCCAUAAGAAGUACCAGCUGGCUGUCACCAAGGUGUUUGGCCACAACAUGAAUGCUAUAGUGGUGACCACAGAGAAAGUGGCCCGCCAAUGUAUCUCAUUUGUUAAGGAGGAGCGUUCUGAGCCUGAAACCUUCCUGCCCAUUGACUACUUGGAUGUGAGACCUCUGAAAGAGCGACUGAGGGAGGUGCCUGGUGCCAAGAUGGUGGUGGAUGUUGUCAAGAUAAAUGCUACCACAGGGGCAGCCCAUCUGAAAAAGGUGGUCCAGUUUGUCUGUGGCAAUGCCUUGGUGUGUGAGACUAUCAAAGAGGCUCGGAAUAUGGCGUUUGGUGGAAAGGAGCGCAUUAAGACCAUAGCGCUAGACGGGACGAUGUUUGCAAAGUCAGGUGUGAUCUCUGGAGGCUCCAGUGAUCUGCGGAGCAGAGCUCGCUGCUGGGAGGAGAAGGAUGUGACGAGGCUGAGGGAGCGCAAAGAACAGCUGACAGCUGAGCUACGUGAUCUAAUGAAGCUGAAGCGGAAGGAUUCGGACCUGAAACAGGUCGUUGCUCAGGCCCAGGGUGCUCAGAUCCGCCUCAAAUACUCCAAAAAUGAGCUGGAAAACCUCCGGAAAAAAAACACCCCCAAGUGCCAAGCGGAAAUCUCUCGCAUGGAAAGUGAAGUAGCAAACCUGGACUAUCAGAUCCAGAUGCAGCUCGAAAGUGUGGAGGGAAAGGAGGCAGAGAUGAGGAAGAUCAGAGACCAGAUCAACCAGAUGGAGGACCUGGUGUUUUCUGAUUUCUGUGCUGAGAUCGGUGUGAACAGCAUCCGGGAGUAUGAGCAGGAGCACCUGAAACAGCAGGCAGAGCUUGAUAAGAAACGGCUGGAGUUUGAGAGUCAGUGUGCUCGUCUGAGUGCACAACUUGAGUAUGAACAGGGACGACUGGAGCAGCAGAAGAAGCAGCUUCACAAAAUGGAGGUGACCAUCAUGGAGGAGGAGAGAAUCAUGGCAGAGCAGAAAGAGGAUGAGGAGAAGCUGCUGCUGGCAGUGGAAGAAGCUCAGGACAAACUGCUGCAGGUGGAGAAUCAGCUGCUGUCUAAGAAAAGCAAAGUGGCUGCUGCCAAAGCUGAGCUGGACCAGAAAACCCAGCGCCUUCGGGAGAUCAGCAAAGAUUUGGUGAAUUUGCAGCAGGAGGUGAUGUUUGCCGAGACCACAUUGGAGCAGAAACGCUUGGCCAGACACAACUUACUGCUGGCCGUCAAGAUCCAGAAUGUGCCCAUCACUCUGCUGUCAGGGAGCCUGACUGAAAUCAGUCAGGUGCAGUUGGACACAGAAUCUGAAAGCACUUUGGCCACCACUGACAUCUACGAGAGAGAAGCUCAACUAGUCAUCGAUUACUCCUCGCUCGGGGCAAAACUCAGGAGUUUGCAGACAGAGGAGGAGGUGGAGGCUCACCUGGAGAAGCUGAAGGCUUCAGUGUCCUCCAUCGAAGGAGUGCUGCAUCACACAGCCACCCCCAAUCUGAAAGCUCUGGAGAGGAUGAGGGAGGUGAGGUACAAGUUACAGGGAGUGACAGAAGCCUUCGAAGCGUGCUCCAGCGCAGCCAGAAGGUGCUACCAGGAGUUUGAGAAAAUCAAAGCACAGCGUUGCCGGACCUUCAGCCAGUGCUUUGAGCAUGUGGCGAUUGUGAUCGAGCAGAUCUAUAAAAGAAUCUGCAGGAACCGCAGUGCUCAGGCCAUUCUGAGUGCAGAAAAUGCAGAGGAACCGUACCUCGGAGGCAUCAAUUACAACUGUGUGGCACCGGGGAAACGCUUCAUGUCCAUGGACAAUCUGUCUGGCGGAGAAAAGGCCAUCGCUUCUCUGGCGCUGCUGUUUGCCUUUCACAGUUUCCAUCCUGCUCCUUUUAUCGUCUUGGACGAAGUGGACGCAGCCUUGGACAACACUAACAUCGGCAAGGUGACCACGUUCAUCAGGGAGGAGUCCAAACACAACAUGCAGAUCAUCGCCAUCUCUCUGAAGGAGGAGUUUUUCUCCAAAUCAGACGCUCUGUUGGGAGUCUAUUCAGAUUUUGACGAAUGCAUGUUCAGUGGCAUUCUGAGCCUGGACCUUCGACCCUACCCUCUGGCUGAGGAAGACAAUGGGAAAACGGCCGACAAGGAGGAGAGAAUGGUUGUAACCCAGGAAGCAAGUAGCCUGCGUUCACCUGCAUGAAAAAAGCCACAUUAUCUUCAACUUUGAACAGGCAUAGAGGCAAAAAUAGUUACUAUAAAAGAAACAAUACUUUUAUACGUUUUAGUACGCUUUUACAUCACCUUUUAUCACUUUGCAUGUUUCAGAGUUCCUCAGCUGUUCUUAUUGGCAGUGUGUGUUUUGCCUUGUUUGUAAAUCCUGAAGCAGGGAUUAUAAUCUCACAGACAGCCUUGAAAACUUUGGUGAUAACAUUACAGAACUUUAAGUUACAGAAUUUAAAGAAGAGUUUAAUGUUAAUGUUAUUCAAGGGUGAUGAAUGUUGCUACAUUAGUGCGUUGUUUGUUACUUGUUUUAUACGUUUUAUGCUGUAUUUAAAUGUGCUGUUCAUUAAACCUGAGUUGAAGAUA